Molecule: messenger RNA, 3781 nt
Organism: Gorilla gorilla gorilla (western lowland gorilla)
Lineage: Eukaryota; Metazoa; Chordata; Mammalia; Primates; Hominidae
Gene: ANGPTL1
Product: angiopoietin like 1
Exons: 5
Coding region: 887-2362 (491 amino acids)
Biological process (GO): blood coagulation; blood coagulation, common pathway; platelet aggregation
Cellular component (GO): fibrinogen complex
Molecular function (GO): protein-macromolecule adaptor activity; extracellular matrix structural constituent
Source: RefSeq, a predicted model, not a curated record
AUUACACAGUAAGACAUAACAUACUACAACAACAUCAAGUUUCUUGUAAGUUUAAAACCUUCAUUAGCAACUUAAUAAGUAAAAUGUUUACAAAUUCUUCUAGGCUAUAAAGAGUAUUACAUUAUUUAGAUGGCUGCCUCCUGACAAAGUCUAGCUCUUGUUCUUUGUUAACAAAAACCAAACUCAUCAGCCUGCAACUACUUCUAAGUGAAGUGGAGCACUAUUUUUUUUUUCAGUAUUCAACUUAAAAGAUCUCUGGCCAGCAGACUAAAAUGUUUGUUUUAUAAUUGCCCGCUGAACUAUGAUAGUUUGUUUCCAGAUGGUGCCCUUCCUUCAACCUGCACACAAUCUCUCCUUGUUCGAAACUAUUCAACCUCCUGCUGAUCCCACCCCCCUAUUUAAGGCUACAAAGAGGAAAUCCUAAGGAGGAGAUUCCCGCCCCCAGUCUCCAGCAAUUUUUGGUGAUGUAAUAUGUGGGCUGAACUUGAGUCUACUGAGAAAGAGGGAAUCACUAUUCAGGGGUACUGUAUAUACAAUCUGGGUCAGCUGCAGCUGGUUACUGCAUUUCUCCAUGUGGCAGACAGAGCAAAGCCACAAUGCUUUCUCUGCUGGAUUAAAGACGGCCCACAGACCAGAACUUCCACUAUACUACUUAAAAUUACAUAGGUGGCUUGUCAAAUUCAAUUGAUUAGUAUUGUAAAAGGAAAAAGAAGUUCCUUCUUACAGCUUGGAUUCAACGGUCCAAAACAAAAAUGCAGCUGCCAUUAAAGUCACAGAUGAACAAACUUCUACACUGAUUUUUAAAAUCAAGAAUAAGGGCAGCAAGUUUCUGGAUUCACUGAAUCAACAGAUACAAAAAGACAUCAUUUUACAACCUCAUUUCAAAAUGAAGGCUUUUACCUGGACCCUAGGUGUGCUAUUCUUCCUACUAGUGGACGCUGGACAUUGCAGAGGUGGACAAUUCAAAAUUAAAAAAAUAAACCAGAGAAGAUACCCUCGUGCCACAGAUGGUAAAGAGGAAGCAAAGAAAUGUGCAUACACAUUCCUGGUACCUGAACAAAGAAUAACAGGGCCAAUCUGUGUCAACACCAAGGGGCAAGAUGCAAGUACCAUUAAAGACAUGAUCACCAGGAUGGACCUUGAAAACCUGAAGGAUGUGCUCUCCAGGCAGAAGCGGGAGAUAGAUGUUCUGCAACUGGUGGUGGAUGUAGAUGGAAACAUUGUGAAUGAGGUAAAGCUGCUGAGAAAGGAAAGCCGUAACAUGAACUCUCGUGUUACUCAACUCUACAUGCAACUAUUACAUGAGAUUAUCCGUAAGAGGGAUAAUUCACUUGAACUUUCCCAACUGGAAAACAAAAUCCUCAAUGUCACCACAGAAAUGUUGAAGAUGGCAACAAGAUACAGGGAACUAGAGGUGAAAUACGCUUCCUUGACUGAUCUUGUCAAUAACCAAUCUGUGAUGAUCACUUUGUUGGAAGAACAGUGCUUAAGGAUAUUUUCCCGACAAGACACCCAUGUGUCUCCCCCACUUGUCCAGGUGGUGCCACAACAUAUUCCUAACAGCCAUCAGUAUACUCCUGGUCUGCUGGGAGGUAACGAGAUUCAGAGGGAUCCAGGUUAUCCCAGAGAUUUAAUGCCACCACCUGAUCUGGCAACUUCUCCCACCAAAAGCCCUUUCAAGAUACCACCGGUAACUUUCAUCAAUGAAGGACCAUUCAAAGACUGUCAGCAAGCAAAAGAAGCUGGGCAUUCCGUCAGUGGGAUUUAUAUGAUUAAACCUCAAAACAGCAAUGGACCAAUGCAGUUAUGGUGUGAAAACAGUUUGGAUCCUGGGGGUUGGACUGUUAUUCAGAAAAGAACAGAUGGCUCUGUCAACUUCUUCAGAAAUUGGGAAAAUUAUAAGAAAGGGUUUGGAAACACUGACGGAGAAUACUGGCUUGGACUGGAAAAUAUCUAUAUGCUUAGCAAUCAAGAUAAUUACAAGUUAUUGAUUGAAUUAGAAGACUGGAGUGAUAAAAAAGUCUAUGCACAAUACAGCAGCUUUCGUCUGGAACCUGAAAGUGAAUUUUAUAGACUGCGCCUGGGAACUUACCAGGGAAAUGCAGGGGAUUCUAUGAUGUGGCAUAAUGGUAAACAAUUCACCACACUGGACAGAGAUAAAGAUAUGUAUGCAGGAAACUGCGCCCACUUUCAUAAAGGAGGCUGGUGGUACAAUGCCUGUGCACAUUCUAACCUAAAUGGAGUAUGGUACAGAGGAGGCCAUUACAGAAGCAAGCACCAAGAUGGAAUUUUCUGGGCCGAAUACAGAGGCGGGUCAUACUCCCUAAGAGCAGUUCAGAUGAUGAUCAAGCCUAUUGACUGAAGAGAGAUACUCACCAAUUUAAAUGACACAGAACUUUGUACUUUUCAGCUCUUAAAAAUGUAAAUGUUACAUGUAUAUUACUUGGCACAAUUUAUUUACACAUAAAGUUUUUAAAAUGAAUUUUACCGUAACUUUUUAAAAGGGAACCUAUAAAUGUAGUUUCAUCUGUCGUCAAUUACUGCAGAAAAUUAUGUGUAUCCACAUCCUAGUUAUUUUAAAAAUUAUGCUGACUAAAUACAAAGUUUGUUUUCUAAAAUGUAAAUAUUUGCCACAAUGUAAAACAAAUCUUAGCUAUAUUUUAAAUCAUAAAUAACAUGUUCAAGAUACUUAACAAUUUAUUUAAAAUCUAAGAUUGCUCUAACGUCUAGUGAAAAAAAUAUUUUUAAAAUUUCAGCCAAAUAAUGCAUUUUAUUUAUAAAAAUACAGACAGAAAAUUAGGGAGAAACCUCUAGUUUUGCCAAUAGAAAAUGCUUCUUCCAUUGAAUAAAAGUUAUUUCAAAUUGAAUUUGUGCCUUUCACACGUAAUGAUUAAAUCUGAAUUCUUAAUAAUAUAUCCUAUGCUGAUUUUCCCAAAACAUGACCCAUAGUAUUAAAUACAUAUCAUUUUUAAAAAUAAAAAAACCCCAAAAAUAAUGCAUGCAUAAUUUAAAUGGUCAAUUUAUAAAGACAAAUCUAUGAAUUUUUCAGUGUUAUCUUCAUAUGAUAUGCUGAACACCAAAAUCUCUAGAAAUACAUUUUAUGUAGUUCUAAAAUCCGCAAAAUAUUGGUAUUACAAAAAUGCAGAAUAUUUAGUGUGCUACAGAUCUGAAUUAUAGUUCUAAUUUAUUAUUACUUUUUUUCUAAUUUACUGAUCUUACUACUACAAAGAAAAAAAAACCCAACCAAUCUGCAAUUCAAAUCAGAAAGUUUGGACAGCUUUACAAGUAUUAGUGCAUGCUCAGAACAGGUGGGACUAAAACAAACUCAAGGAACUGUUGGCUGUUUUCCCGAUACUGAGAAUUCAACAGCUCCAGAGCAGAAGCCACAGGGGCAUAGCUUAGUCCAAACUGCUAAUUUCAUUUUACAGUGUAUGUAACGCUUAAUCUCACAGUGUCUUUAACUCAUCUUUGCAAUCAACAACUUUACUAGUGACUUUCUGGAACAAUUUCCUUUCAGGAAUAUAUAUUCACUGCUUAGAGGUGACCUUCCCUUAAUUUAUUUGUGAAGUUAAAAUUUUAAAGAUAGCUCAUGAAACUUUUGCUUAAGCAAAAAGAAAAUCUCGAAUUGAAAUGUGUGAGGCAAACUAUGCAUGGGAAUAGCUUAAUGUGAAGAUAAUCAUUUGGACAACUCAAAUCCAUCAACAUGACCAAUGUUUUUCAUCUGCCACAUCUCAAAAUAAAACUUCUGGUGAAACAAAUUAAACAAAAUAUCCAAACCUCA